CGCGCGGGAAACCGAUUGAAAUUGAAAUGCAAGGUGUUUCUACACGUGUUGUAGAUAGUUAAAGAGUGUAGAAACAUUAAGAAAAAGACACAAAAGUUAUUAUCAAAAUAAUUAUUUUUACAAAUUAUCAGUAAUAUAAACUUUAAUUAUCUUUUAACAAGGGGAAAUGAGACGUUCAGCCGCUCCCAGUCAACGAGAAUCCUCAUAUAAAAGGCCUUGUUUCAAGGCUCCGUUCGCGACAAAACAACAAAACAAGAUGCCGUUUACCGAAAUAUUGACCGAGUCAGUUAAUCAUUCGCUUAAUUCCAAUGUAAUUAACAAUGUAAAAGAACCUAGACGUGAGGAUAAACAGAAAAGUCAAGUGAAUUAUAAUCAAACAAGGUCAACAUCAGAUGUGCUUAAGCUUUUAUUGAAAUCAACAUCAGAAAUAAAAGAACAAAAAGAAGAUAAUUUUUUUAAUAAUUUUUCCGAAGAACAAUCAAAACCUGAUGGAAACGAUUUUAAAAGUAAAAUUAUAACAUCGUGCCUUGAUGAUUUUGAUGCAGAGAAGUUAAAUAUAGAAAACUCAAGUAUAAAUGAAAAGAGAAUUGAUGUUGAAAAUGAUGAUGAUAAUUGUUUUCCGAAAUAUUUUAAUGUCAUGUGGUGUAAAUUAUCAAAAAAGAAGAAUAAAGAUAUAUCUUUCAUAUCUUCAGAAGCGCAAAAACACUGUUUAUUAUUAUGA
Centruroides sculpturatus (bark scorpion) is the source of this 721-nucleotide messenger RNA. RefSeq lists its product as uncharacterized. The coding region runs from base 167 to 721 and encodes 184 amino acids. The record is from RefSeq and is a predicted model, not a curated record. Lineage: Eukaryota; Metazoa; Arthropoda; Arachnida; Scorpiones; Buthidae. The transcript is spliced from 3 exons.